This is a messenger RNA of Bombina bombina (fire-bellied toad), 1092 nucleotides long. Its product is annotated as carbohydrate sulfotransferase 5-like. The transcript has a single exon. Bases 178 to 1092 code for a protein of 304 amino acids. NCBI's taxonomy places the organism in Eukaryota, Metazoa, Chordata, Amphibia, Anura, Bombinatoridae. Gene Ontology annotation, molecular function: N-acetylglucosamine 6-O-sulfotransferase activity. Gene Ontology annotation, biological process: N-acetylglucosamine metabolic process; sulfur compound metabolic process. The record is from RefSeq and is a predicted model, not a curated record.
CUUUAUAACCUUUUUGUUAUUUCCUCAAACUCUACCUCUCUCACUAUCCCCUCCAAGGUGAAACCUAUUCACAUCCUCAUUGUUUCUUCUUGGCGCUCGGGAUCAUCUUUCAUUGGACAGAUUUUCAAUCGUCAUCCUGAUGUCUUUUACAUCUUUGAACCUGGACAUCCUGUCUGGAUGAAAAUGAAAAAUGAGAAAUCUGAGUUUCUACAUUACCCUGUAAGAGACCUUCUACAUUCACUUUUCACCUGUGAUGUUUCCCCCCUACUCUACUACCUUCCCUUGGGUAGAAAGCAAGUCUCUGAGCUCAAGUUCUUUGCUGAGAGUCGAGCCCUUUGUGUUCCCCCUGCCUGCAAAGCAUCUAUACCCUUGGAAGGUUAUGACCGUGUCAUGUGCUCUUAUAGAUGUAGAACAAGUCCUAUAGAAGUUAUGGCUGAGACCUGCAGGACACACAGUCACAUUGCAAUGAAGACCGUACGUAUAUUUGACCUUCAAGUCCUACUUCCCCUCUUCAGAGACCCAUUAAUGGAUCUCAGGAUUGUUCACAUGGUAAGAGAUCCUAGAGCAGUGAUUUCAUCAAGAAAAUCUUUUGAGCUAGAUGUAGAUGACAACAUUGUUCUUAGGAAGGAAAUGGAAGAGAAGAAUAUUACCCCCAAUUUAGUUCAUGUCAUGGGCAAAAUCUGCAAAGCACAGGUUGCCAUCCAUAAAUUUGCCCGAUCAGCAAACAGUUCAUUAAGAGGACGUUACAUGAUGAUAAGGCAUGAGGAAUUGGCAUGGGGUCCCAUACAAAGAGCAAAAAAAUUAUAUUCCUUUUCUGGGUUAAAUAUGACAUCAGAACUAGAAAGUUUUGUGUACAACAUUACCCACGUUAAUAAACAAGAUACAGGCACAUUUAUGUCUUUCUCCCGAAAAUCCCCUGAAGUUGUUUCAAGGUGGCGAAAACGCCUUAACUACAGCACAGUUAUGGAGAUUCAAAAUGUCUGCCAGGAAGCAAUGGAAGUUUUUGGCUACAUACCAGUAUGGUCCAUGAGAGAUCUUAGAGAUGUUUCUUUUAAUAUAGUGGCAGAAAGGGAAGCCUUAGAAGAUGAAUGA